Rotaria socialis is the source of this 558-nucleotide messenger RNA. Lineage: Eukaryota; Metazoa; Rotifera; Eurotatoria; Philodinida; Philodinidae. The record is from the annotation of a GenBank genome assembly.
AUGGGGAUCCUGCGAAGUGUAUCCUACUUGCAACGAACUGAUUCAUUAAGUCGUGUAUUAAUCAUAAUUGCUAGUUUUUUUGCUGUAUCUGCAUUGACAUUGGUAAUUGUUGGUAUAGCGACACCGUCUUGGUAUUCUUCUCAGGAUUCCACCGGCACUUUUGUUUAUUUUAACUUAUUUACACAAUGUGUAGGUAAUGGAAAUAACAACACAUUGAUUUGUACUGCUAUACAACGACAAACUACCUUUGGCGCAGGUACUCAAAAUGCAGCAGCAUUAUUAAUUGUUGCGAUUUGUCUACUGGGCUGUGGUACAUUAAUUACACUUAUUAUGAUAUUUAUUCGAUUACCAGGUAUAAUGGUAUUGAUUGCACCAGUCGUUCUCUUUCUUGCUACACUUUUUAUGGUUGUUGCUUUUGAAGAAUGUUCAAAAGUAACAAUUUAUAAUAGUUAUAGUGCUAAUCUUGUUCAAACGUCUCACAUAGCUACUAUAUUUGCUAUGGGCAUUGUUGCUUUUGCAAGUGGACGAUUACAUUUUAGUUCAUAUCAAGAAAUAUAA